AUGGAGAAGCAUUGCCGAUGUCCAUUCACUGCAAAUGCGGAGAAACUGUCUUUGUACAUCGGUAUUCUGAACUUUAUAUUAGCAUCUCUAUCAAUCCUGGGCUGCAUAACAGCCAGCAAGUACAAUGUGAACAUAAUAUCUCCAAUAUUUUCGCCAAAUGAUCAAUUCUUUACUCCGGAAUUUGCGGAAGUGGUCGGACGUCGAAUAUUGUUGUUCGCUUCUGUUUUGACUCUCAUGUUCUCUGCUCUCCUGGUACUUGGUGUUCGAAGGCAAAGAUCGUGCGGCGCUAAGGCUUUCUUCCUUCAUGGGGUGAUGACACUGGCUCUGUGCAUAGCAUUCACAGCUUUGUGUGUGAUCACCGCCUUUCUAGACAGCGAUUUCAUCAGAAUCGUGCCACACAUUAUAUUCAUCUUUUUAUACAUUUUCUAUGGCCUGGAACUGGCAGUGGUGCACCGUGCCUUCCUGAACAUCGACCAGUCAAACAUCUACCAACCGCUCACUUCGCGCUCGAAACUUAUAGAUAACUAAUAAAGAAUUUGUAUAAGUUUUUAUAAAUUUUCUACGUUAUUUGUGCUGGGUGGCGGUAGUGAACAAAAUAUUGUGUACAUUAUUAAAUUCUUUGUUCAUGCAAAAUCAUCUUGUCAUGAUUUUUCCUA
Hyposmocoma kahamanoa is the source of this 656-nucleotide messenger RNA. RefSeq lists its product as uncharacterized. The coding region runs from base 1 to 528 and encodes 175 amino acids. The transcript has 5 exons. The record is from RefSeq and is a predicted model, not a curated record. Lineage: Eukaryota; Metazoa; Arthropoda; Insecta; Lepidoptera; Cosmopterigidae.